This is a messenger RNA of Sceloporus undulatus (fence lizard), 1586 nucleotides long. It is a transcript of the gene SLC25A33, whose product is annotated as solute carrier family 25 member 33. Lineage: Eukaryota; Metazoa; Chordata; Lepidosauria; Squamata; Phrynosomatidae. Gene Ontology annotation, cellular component: mitochondrion. The coding region runs from base 250 to 1218 and encodes 322 amino acids. The transcript is spliced from 7 exons. Gene Ontology annotation, biological process: pyrimidine nucleotide import into mitochondrion. The record is from RefSeq and is a predicted model, not a curated record. Gene Ontology annotation, molecular function: pyrimidine nucleotide transmembrane transporter activity.
CCCUGAGCCUCGGCGAGCCAAUCAGGACGCGGGGGACACACCUCCCUCGUGGGGGCCACGCCCCUUUCUUUUUCUAUCUACUUUCCUGCCGGCUUCAGUGGUUGGCCAAUCUGGCGCCGCGUGACCCUCCGGCAGUGCGCAGGCGCAGUUCAGUCGUGUCCUUCUCGGCGUGAGGAGAGGACGCUCGGAGAGGAGGCUCCGGCGGAAGGGCUUAGGAACCAGGCAGGCGGCGGAGGGAAAGGCAUUGGCAUGGCCGGGACUCCGCAGGAGAAGAAGAGCACCCUGCUCCACCUCUUCGCUGGAGGGUGCGGUGGGACAGUCGGUGCCAUCUUUACGUGCCCUUUGGAAGUCAUCAAAACAAGGCUCCAGUCUUCGAAGUUGGCCUUCCGAGCCCUCUACUACCCACAAGUCCAACUGGGGACCAUCAGCGGUGAAGGAAUGGUCCGCCCCACAUCCUUAUCUCCAGGCCUCAUCCGGGUUCUUAAAUCCAUUUUGGAAAAAGAGGGUCCAAGAUCACUAUUCCGAGGACUGGGGCCAAACCUGGUUGGUGUCGCUCCAUCAAGGGCGGUCUACUUUGCCUGUUACUCCAAAGCCAAGGAGCAGUUCAAUAGCAUAUUCGUGCCAAACAGUAACAUCGUCCACAUCUGCUCCGCGGGAUCGGCAGCAUUUAUCACAAAUUCGCUGAUGAACCCCAUCUGGAUGGUAAAAACUAGAAUGCAGUUGGAAAGGAGGGUCAGAGGUUCGAAGCAGAUGAACACUCUGCAGUGCGCCAGGUACGUUUACCGGACGGAAGGUGUCCGGGGCUUCUACCGUGGCCUCACUGCCUCCUACGCCGGCAUCUCCGAGACCAUCAUCUGUUUUGCUAUUUACGAGAGUCUCAAGAAGCACAUCACCGACGUCCCGCUGGGGCCUUCUCCCACCAAUGGGCCGGAGAGGAACUCCACCAACUUCUUUGGACUGAUGAUGGCUGCUGCCGUUUCUAAAGGCUGCGCAUCAUGUAUCGCUUACCCACAUGAGGUCAUACGGACCCGGCUACGCGAAGAAGGCACCAAGUACAGGACAUUCGUCCAGACGACGCGCCUGGUCUUCCGGGAAGAAGGCUACCUUGCCUUUUACAGAGGACUGUUUGCCCAGCUCAUGAGGCAGAUCCCCAACACGGCCAUCGUCUUGUCUACCUACGAGUUGAUAGUGUACCUGCUAGAAGACCGGAUCAAAUAGCAGGCCGAGACUUGGAUUUAAAAAGUACGCACAGAUGCACGCGGGGAUAAAAAGACCGAAAAACUGUUGAAACUCUGCAGGCCAGUUUCUUCUCGGAGAGCAAGGACAUGGGACAUGGCGCAUUGCUCCCUUGCCCUGUGGGCUCUGCUCUUCUGCCCUCCACCCCAACGUCAAUCCCUCCCUUUUAAUCUUAUUUUAGUUCCCUUUAUCCUUACGUCUCUCUCUCUCUCUCUGUGUCUUCUUCCUUCUAGCUUGAACAAUGUUGCCGUUACUGUUAAUUAUUAAUUAUUAACUCUUUUUUUUUUAACUUAAAGAUGAGGUUCAGGAAUUAAAACGACAACUAAAUUAAAAAGUCACUAUUUAACGUA